Molecule: messenger RNA, 8430 nt
Organism: Cygnus olor (mute swan)
Lineage: Eukaryota; Metazoa; Chordata; Aves; Anseriformes; Anatidae
Gene: BRSK2
Product: BR serine/threonine kinase 2
Exons: 25
Coding region: 1434-3866 (810 amino acids)
Biological process (GO): protein phosphorylation; intracellular signal transduction; microtubule cytoskeleton organization
Cellular component (GO): cytoplasm
Molecular function (GO): ATP binding; protein serine/threonine kinase activity; tau-protein kinase activity
Source: RefSeq, a predicted model, not a curated record
UGGCGGGAAGAGCGAGGCCAAGCCACCGCCAUGUUGCCAUGGCUGCCAGCAGGGCUGCUGCACCCUCUUUCCUCCUCCCUAGGGUUUAGGGUAGAGGGAAGGCUUGUCAUGGCUUUCUGCUCUGACUGAAGAAUCCUUGCUGUUUGUUGUGUCUCAGUUGUGAUUCAGUAAGGAUAUCUUGACCAGUUGUCUGCCUGGAGCGGAGCAGAGAAGGUACAAAUGGAACUUCUGUGUGGUAUAGGUUUCAGUUUAGUAGCCGUGGAGUCUGAAAUUGUAUGGCCCUGAGUCCACAAAGUAGGCUUGUGCCUAUCUUGCAGCAUAUAUUUUUUAUUUAUUUAUUUAUUUCAACAAAUGCUUUUAGCUCUCAGGGUUAAAGACCUGUGUAAGUAUUUCAACAAAGACAAUGUAGGUUUUCUUAUGCUGCUAGUAUAGAGUCUGUGAAGGCAUCACCUGUGUAUCUGACAAUCAUUUCCCAUUCUCAUUUAAUAUUUGGAUUUUCUGAUGCGCUUCUAAUGAAGAUAGCGGCCAUGCCAUUUUUGGUCUCUUCACCUAAGGACCUAAAGUCUAUUUGCUCUCAUCAAAUUCAAAAGCGAGUCUGUCACAGAGUUCAGUAGCUACAGGUUUGGCCCUGUUUUUCCCCAUCAUUUUUUCUUUUUGUUUUCCCCCAAAUGCUUUCUUUAAAGGGUAAAACCUAUGGAAGAUGCAGGAUCAAACAGAAUUAAUGAAUUUCUCAAGCUCAUUUUCCAAACUAGAUUUUUUUUCUUUCCUAUUUCCUGACACAGUCUCAGCCUUUAUUCAGUACUGUGGAAGUACAGCUGUAUGGUGGAGUAUAAUUCAAAAAAAUGUGUAUGCCUGUGAUUUAAAAUAAUAAAAACUCCUUAAUUAUAUUUAAUUGUGCCUUAUCAAUAGCCUGAUAAACUUAGGUGUUUGCUGUUAGCAUUGAUUAUGAUGCUCUGUAGCAGGCAGAAGCAGUAACUGCUGCUGAUGGAAAAGAAAAGAUAGUGGAAGGAGGAGGGGAGAAGGAGCUGAGAGACGAGAGAUUGGCUGCUUUUAAUGUCAGUCAGAGCUGCGGGCCCCGGCUCUUCCGCUGCUCUAGCUCUGGCUCUCCCUUGAACAGCUCCUAGAGAGAACAAGGCGUGUGGAGCUCAGAUCACCAGCAUCAUGCUCCUUGGGCUUGGAUCAUAGAUCCCCCUCUUUGAACGGUAAAAUAACUCCUUCGUCCAUCAGCGUCCCAGACAGACCCUGCGAGAGAACGCACACGUGAGAGAGAAAGAAAAGAAAGAGGAGGAAGAGAAAAAUCUGCGACCAAGUGGACUAAAGCAAAGAGAGUGCUUUGCUUGCACAGCUGCAAAGUGGGAAUUUAAAGAACUGCAGAGAGAGAAAUUCCAGCUCAUCAGCACAUACACAUUGCAGAAUUACAGAUCCAGGUAGAAAUGACAUCAACAGGGAAAGAAGGCAGCGGAGCUCAACAUGCACAAUAUGUUGGACCCUAUCGUUUGGAGAAAACCCUAGGAAAAGGACAGACAGGGCUUGUGAAGUUGGGGGUUCACUGUGUCACAUGUCAGAAGGUCGCGAUAAAAAUUGUCAACAGAGAGAAGCUCAGCGAGUCGGUGCUAAUGAAGGUGGAGCGGGAAAUAGCCAUCCUGAAGUUGAUAGAACAUCCCCACGUUUUAAAGCUGCAUGAUGUUUACGAAAAUAAAAAAUAUUUGUAUUUGGUGCUAGAACACGUGUCAGGUGGGGAGCUCUUUGACUAUCUUGUAAAAAAGGGAAGAUUGACACCAAAAGAAGCCAGGAAGUUCUUCCGACAAAUCAUCUCUGCUUUAGACUUCUGCCAUAGUCAUUCAAUAUGCCACAGGGACUUAAAACCAGAAAACCUACUGCUGGAUGAAAAGAACAACAUCCGGAUAGCAGACUUCGGAAUGGCAUCGCUGCAGGUUGGGGACAGCUUGUUAGAAACCAGUUGUGGAUCACCACAUUAUGCCUGCCCUGAAGUUAUCCGGGGAGAAAAAUACGAUGGAAGGAAAGCAGACGUCUGGAGCUGUGGAGUCAUUUUAUUUGCGUUGCUAGUGGGUGCCCUGCCGUUCGAUGACGACAACUUGAGGCAGCUGUUGGAGAAGGUGAAACGUGGAGUGUUCCACAUGCCACAUUUUAUCCCCCCGGACUGUCAAAACCUCUUGCGGGGGAUGAUUGAAGUGGAUGCCUCGAAACGUCUCACGCUAGAACAUAUUCAGAAACACAUAUGGUAUAUAGGUGGUAAGAAUGAGCCAGAACCGGAGCAACCAAUCCCUCGAAAGGUGCAGAUUCGUUCUCUCCCUUCCUUGGAGGAUAUCGAUCCAGACGUGUUAGAUAGCAUGCACUCAUUAGGCUGCUUCCGUGACCGAAAUAAACUCUUACAGGACUUGUUGUCAGAAGAAGAAAACCAAGAGAAAAUGAUUUAUUUUCUUCUGCUUGACCGGAAGGAGAGGUAUCCCAGUCAUGAAGAUGAGGAUCUUCCCCCUAGAAAUGAAAUAGAUCCCCCCCGGAAGCGUGUGGACUCCCCAAUGCUGAACAGGCAUGGGAAGCGGCGGCCAGAAAGGAAGUCGAUGGAGGUUCUCAGCGUGACAGAUGGCGGCUCCCCAGUCCCUGCUCGCAGAGCUAUUGAAAUGGCACAACAUGGACAGAGUAAAACAAUGUUCAGUAAAAGCCUGGAUAUCUCUGAAGCCAAUCCCAAAUUCAACAAAGAAGAAAGGUCUCGGUCAAUCAGCGGAGCAUCGUCUGGCCUCUCCACCAGUCCCCUCAGCAGUCCAAGGCCUAUCAGAAAGUUCUUCAUCCCCCCUCAGACCUCCGACCUCCCUUUCUCUCCCCGACCCCAAGUCUCCUUGGACCCUGAUGCUUGUAGGAACGCCUCCAGGCCUGGACAUGUACUCCAACCAAAGCCAGCACUUCAGCCCAACCCAAAGACGCAGACUUUGCCAUCCAAGAGCAAAUUGGCCGAAAAACCACUCCAGUCUACUAAAUCCAACCCACUCCCUUCCAGCAAUGCCAGCACCCCCUCUUCCCAGAACACUCCUGUGCAGAAUGCUCAGGGCCGCACGCCUGCUGCCGGCUUUAACCCACAGCUGGCUGUUCCUAAAUUGCAGACCAACCCUAUGUCUCCUGUUAGGUUACUCCCUUCUAGUACUGACCCAAGCACCAAAUCUAUCCCCAUCAUACAGGUCACCCCUCACCCCUCUCCAAGGGGAAGUCCCCUCCCUACCCCCAAGGGGACACCUGUCCAUACGCCAAAGGAGAGCCCAGCAGGCACACCCAACCCAACACCACCAUCCAGCCCCAGCAUUGGAGGAAUGCCAUGGAGGACACGGCUCAACUCAAUCAAGAAUAGUUUCCUGGGGUCUCCUCGCUUCCAUCGCCGGAAAUUGCAAGUACCUACACCAGAGGAGAUGUCCAAUUUAACCCCGGAAUCAUCCCCAGAGCUUGCCAAAAAAUCCUGGUUUGGUAACUUCAUCAACCUGGAGAAAGAAGAACAGAUUUUUGUGGUCAUUAAGGACAAACCACUAAGCUCCAUUAAGGCUGAUAUUGUCCACGCUUUCCUCUCGAUUCCAAGCCUCAGUCACAGUGUCAUCUCACAGACAAGUUUCCGUGCAGAAUACAAGUCCACAGGAGGUCCUGCUGUCUUCCAGAAGCCAGUGAAGUUCCAGGUGGACAUAACGUACACAGAAGGGGGAGAGGCGCAGAAGGAGAAUGGGAUUUAUUCUGUCACUUUCACACUCUUAUCAGGUCCAAGCCGUCGUUUUAAGAGGGUAGUAGAAACCAUUCAGGCACAGUUGUUAAGCACACAUGACCAGCCUUCAGUGCAGCAGUUAUCAGGAAUUAUCCCGAAAAGUUAACAUGUCAGCCACGGCUUCACCUUCUGUGCUCUGCGGACACUUGUUGACGGAAGGCAACCGAUGUAGACUGUCCAAGGACCAGUCCUGUUUGAGGUUCCCAGCCUCCCCUCUCCCUUCGGGAAGUGGGUUUCUCCCCCACUUCUCCCCAAACACCUCCCCAGUGCACGCCUUUUUUUUUUUUUUUUCCUCUCUCUUUUUUCUUUUUUGGUGCUCCACAAGAGAGAUCUGCUCAGUUAUGGGAUUGCACAGUCUGGGCUGAAAGGAGGUUUCAAAUUGUUGGAGUGAAACCUUUACCCUUGGCAACUUCUGUCCGCGCAGGUGAACACAGCCCGGAGGGGAGGGUGCGGGGAAGGAGAAGGGGUAGCGGGAGCGCAGUGUUUUGUGAAUCCAGAGCGCGUUCUCAUCAGAAACCAGCCAGGAGCAACUCAAAACUAAGCGUUGAACCAAGACAAAAUUGGGGAGCUUCAUCACAGGAUUUUCUUAACCUUCUUUUUCUCCCCACCACCUUUUCCUUUUCUUUUGUCCUCUUUUUUAUAUAUACAUGUAUAUAUGUGUGUAUAUUUUCAUAUAAAUAUACAUACAUACAUACAUAUAUAUAUAUAGACACAGAAUAUUUAUUUUUUUUAUACUGUAUCAUUUUGCUUUUUGACCUGCUGGAAGGGGAAAGGAAUAAAUUUAGGAGGGAGAGGGGGUUCAAUGAAUAAACACAUACAAACAAAACAUUAAAACUUAGGGAAAAGGCAACUUCUGGUAGCAAAGAAGAGGGACACGACUCUGCCAAGGACUGUCUCUCCCACCACCAGGCACAGUUGCCGCUGCUGCUACUGCUGUUCCUCCUUCGACACCUUCCUCCCCAUCUGUCAGCUCCCUGCCACUGUGCCACCGUGCUGGGACCUUCUUCCACCAGCUGGAUCCUCCACCACACCCUGCAUUUAGAGGCAAUUGUUGUGUUGCUAGUGCUGCAUUGAUAUCAGUAUUAUUAUUUCUUUAAGUUACCAAUUUCAUUUGUUGGCUUGGGUGAUUUUUUCUAAAAAAAAAAAAAAAAAAAAAAAAAAAAGAAAAAAAGAAGACGAAGAGGAGGAAGAAAAGAGACUUAUCUUGGGUUUUAUUUCCUGUGUGUGUGUGUGUGCAAAUCACUGGCACUUAGUUCAUCUGAGCAAGACAAGGUGGAGUCAGGGCAACGGGAGACUUAAUCACGAAGCUACUGUAAACUUUAAAAAUUACUGCAAGAUAUUUUUAUAAAGUUUUGUUUUGUUUUGUUGUUUUGUUUUUGUUUGUUUUUUUGUUUGUUUUUUGUUUGUUUUUUGUUUUUGUUUGAAGGGGAGGAGGGUGGGAUUGGGUGGAUGGGGACCUUUUUUUGUGUUUCAGUUACUAGGUCUUGGUUAUUUAUAUAUACAUAUAUAUAUAUUUAAAAAAAUAAGCUGUUAGAUAUAUCUUCUGUUUAAUAACUGUGUAGAGGCAACAUGGAUUCUUAUUUAUUUUGUGGAGGAGGGCGAAAAAAGACACAGAAACCCUGUAAGUGUUCAUCUUGUGACUUUGAGAAAGAAGAAUUGCUGCCUUUUUUCCUCCUCCUCAAGAGUUACGUGACCAAGUGUAACUUAUUCUGGCCCAAGCUCAAAGGUUAAACAAACAAAAAAAACGUGGUUUUACGCGUGGAAGACAAAACACAGUGAGAAGUACUUCUUGACUGAGAUUUUAAGAAUGUAGGCUUAGCAUUAGUGUUCAGCUCUUUUAUGACCUUCGAUUGCUGCUCGUUGGGUUCCUAUGGGUGUAUGUUGUAUCGCAAGAUUAUUUUUUUUUAAUGACAAUGUUGGAUGAGUUCUUUUUUGUUGUUGUUGUCGUCGUUGUUUUUUUUCAUCAUUUUUCCCCUUCUUGGACCAGUUUUACUUGUACAUAGGUUUGAAGAUUAAAAAGAAUUUUUAAAGACACAAGUGGGGCAAAGACCUUUGACUUUGGCCCUGUUUCCCCAUUCCCCCAAAUGGGAGGGAUUUAUUUUAUUUUUUGUUUUUAUUUAUUUAUUUAUUUUCCCUAUUCUGAACCUUUUCUCUCGUAUUGCUGUGUGCAUGUCAGACACCAGGGGGUGAUGGCUGGGGAGGGGGGGAGGCAAGGGUGCAGGAGAGGGGGGCAGUUUUAAUUGCAUGACAUUGCUGUAAAUUAGUCUCUUUUGCUUUCGUUGUCUUUCCUGCCUCCACCCUCUCUCUACUUCUCCUCCAAGCUCCCCUCCCAUCACCCCCGUCCUUCUUUUCCCUCUUUUCUCUUCCCUUGUGUAUAGAUUUUGAUGCUUCUGUUACAUUGUACCUCUACAAAAGGCUGGGAUUUCAAUACAAAAUAAUAAUAAUAAUUUAAAAAUACCUAUAUCAGCAAAACCCAUGUGGUACAAGCAGGAAGGGGAUUACUUACACAAGAUAUAAGAAUAAAUGAAAGCAAUACCUCUUGUUAUCCUUCCUAUUUUGUACUUUGAAGACACACACGCGCGCACACACACAUAUACAGACACAAACUGACAUUAUUUAAUGGUUUAAAAUGGACAAAAAAAUCUGAUGUAUCCCUUGUUAAAUAACUGUGAGCAACUUUAGUUCAAAAACCAAUAAAUUCAUUCAGUAAAGAUACUAGCUGUUGAGUGUCUUGUUUAUGUCCAUGAAAAAGAACCUCCUCACACCAACGUCAAACCCGGUAAGUACCAUGUCCCUGCUUUCUGUGAGGAAGCAGAAGCAGAUGGCCGGCGUGUGAGGCAGCAUCAUCCUGGCUGUGGGAUUAACAUCUCCCCAUUAGCGUUUUGGGGCCUGCUCGUGCUGCACCCAGCGUGCCCAAGUGUCCCCGCUCAGCACGCUGUGCACAGGCAGAGUUCAGCCCCAUUGGUCUGGUUUUCACAGCAGUACAUUGAAAAAGGUGAAUCCAAAUUGAGGGAAAAUGAAAACCCCCAGAUCUGGCCCGGAAGAAAACCUCUGCACCAAAAACUGUUGCUGAUGAUGAUUGUUCUCAUCUCUAACCUGAGCUUCUCACAUUGCUUCCAGAUUUAGCAUAGGAAGGAUUUCUCCACCCUCCCUGCCUGAAACACUCUCUCAGUCAGACACAUUUGAAAAAGCUUUUCAGGUACGUCCCUGGGUUGCCUUGGGCUGUGUUGCUGGUCGGUUUGGGCAUCUGGUGGCUUGCGCCCCUCUCACAGCCUCAGGGUAUUCUCAUUAAUGCUGGAUUUGUAACUGCUGGGUUCCCCCCAGCCUGGCUGCUUGCCUUGCAGGCUCAGAGGUCGGUGGCACACACCUGAGAGAACAAGACCUCUCUGGAUGUCUCUAGCCACAGCCAUCCCCAGCACCUUGUGCUCCCCUGUCACUGCACUGGCAGCACUGCUCCAGAACAGCUCCGUGCUCUGAGGGCUCACAGGACGGGGUACCGGGGCCUGGGGAGCAGGCCUGGGGAGAGAAGGGGACACCCACACAGCAUGGCUGCUGCUGGGCAUCAGCACACGGUCGUGAGGUGAGGUGGUGCUAGGCCUGGGCUGCCGCCAUGCCUCUGAGGGCUGGGUUCCAGAAGGUUCCGGCUGCUGCGGAAGGCUGAGGAACCAAGGAACCACCGCCACCUCGGCCUGCUCAGCACGGGGUGGACAAGCACCUCCUCCAGGUCGUCCUGUGCACAUAUGGCAGCAAGAAGAGGGUGCCUGGGUGAGGCUUGGAUGUUUUCUUACAUGCUGCAGCAGAACGACCACAUGGAUCGUCUGUUGUAUGCAAAUCUGCAGGGCUUCAUUGUUCAGCCUCAUUUUAUGCUAAUGAUUGUACCUGAGCUUGUGAAAGAAGGGCAGAGUGAUUGGGGUAUUGAAUGUCUGCAGACGCAACUCAGGACAGCUGCCACGACCAACCGCUGGCUCUCCUGGAGGAAGUAUACGUCGCUGUGCUGGUAGCUGAACCAAUGCGUGCUGCUUUGCAUCCAAGCAUGGGUUCCCAGACUGCUCGGUCCUGUCGGUUCUCCUAGGGGAAGGAAAUUGUUAUGGGAAGGCUCAGGUCGGCAUGAAUGGAGAAUGAACGGGAAUUUUCAUCUGGAUUUGACAGCAUCAGCAGGAGGACGUGGUGGGGAAGCCGUGCCCUCAAACACUUCUGCAAUCUGGAAACAAGCAGCCAUCUUUCUAGCACAGGCGGUGACGGACUCAAUAUACCCUUCUCCUCCCUCCCCGGGCCUCCAUUCAACAGGAAGCAAAUGGUGGUGGCUCUUCACAGGGUAAGUUUUAGACUCCAGUGAUCUCACGCUUUUUAUUGAUAGAGAUGUGCCUGGGAAAAGAGGAGGUGGGGGGAGCAGAGAAGAGAGCAUAUAUUUUGUAGGAGCGAUAAGCAGAAAGGCUUGUGGACCCCUUGCAUGUUCACACGUUGUGACCAGGUAGAUGGGACAACUGGAGAAUCAUGCCCACUCUCAGCACGUAGCAAGCCCCUAGUUGCUACUCUAGUCAAGCCAGGAGUUGCUUCCCAUUCCAAGCUAGCAAAGGGCAAGAUGCACUCAAUGGGGGAGUUUUUGGCAGGGGGUAAGGGGCAGUCUAUGGAAAACCAAACAAAAAACCACCCCACCCCACCCCCCACCC